AUGGUUCGAGUUAUCUGCCAAGAUGGCUUGCAAAACGAUCAAAGACCCUUAGCGACACGACCAAAGCGGAGUGCGGUGAAAAGCAGCGCGAGCGGCUGGAUGCUGAAGUCGUCGCUCCGCCCUUUCUUCGAUUUUAUUGCGAAAGACGGAGAAAGAUACGCGUUGUGCAAGUACUGCGGGAAACAAUAUCGCGAAGGGGAGUCCACCGGCAACCUCGCCAAGCAUGUGCGCGGCCAGCAUCGAACUGCUUUUGAGCAAGCCAACAACAGGAUUGGGAAGGGAAACGUGGUUCAUUCGCUAGCCAAAAGAAGAUCGACGUCAUUAAGAUUAUCAAGGGCCAUACAGGAGGAAUUCAAACAAAAACCACUUAUGAUCGAUACCGUGCUGCUAGUUGUCGAGAAGUUCCUGCCCUUUAGUUUUGUCGAAAGCGCCGCAUGGAGCCAAAUAAAUGAGAAUCACGUUUCUGGCCAACUUAUACAAUCCAGGACGACACUUUCGAAGAAAGUUGACCUCUACUCGAAAUACAUGAAUGACUCGCUUCACCUCAACCUGAGGGACACCCAGCUCGUGAACCUCGUACUUGAUGUCUGGACUGCGGGAAAUGGGGAGUCAUUCCUUGCUAUCAUGGUUUCUUUUGUGCCGAAUUUGUUCAAAGAGGAAGCAGUCAAGGCGGCAAUCUCUCCAUCUCCGUUCCUCGAUAGACUGGGCAAGGCGCAAAACACGCACUUGCUCGACUUUGUAAGCCUGGGUUCGAAGCGGCAUUCCGGUCAGAUUCUUUGUACAUUAUUUCUGCAGUUGAUGGACAAACACGGUCUGACAGAUAAGGUGGGCACGAUAACUAUGGAUAAUGCCGCAAACAAUGGUACUUUAUAUUCACAUUUGAUACACAAUAACUACAAAAUAUCAAAACCGCUUCCAUACCGACUGCUUGGUAAGACGCGGUACAUCAGAUGCGCCAGCCACGUUCUGAAUCUACAGUUUCAGAAAAUCAUGAAUUACUUGCUCUCCAAGCGCAUAUUCGCUGACCCUUUCUCGAAAAUUAUAAAGCUUUCCAAAGUUAUCAGAUAUUCAACUCGAAUCAGAAUGUGUUUGGCGGAAUUUAAUGCACCCCUUUUACCUUUAGACUCUCAGACGAGAUGGAUGACGAGAUGGCGUCAAAUCCAUACCUUUUUGAAGAACAGACACAUUUACGAGGCUUGUUGUGAAAAAAUAAAAGACUCUGGAAAUCUCAAACUGGCAAUGAAGUUGCGCGAGCUUAUCAUCUUCGAUGCAAGAACUUUAGAGCUCUUGCAAUAUUUUGUCGACGUUUGCAAAAUCAUGAAUGAAACCAAUCUGCAAUUGCAGCAUGCCGAAAAUAAUUGCUUGCCUAAUGCAGCACCGGUCUACUAUUUGAUGGACCAUUUCUACCAAAACUGCACCGAUGCAUUGGCAGGAUACAAGAUCUCGAGAUCGUCCUCAGAUAUUGAUUUCUCAUGCCUCAACGGUAGCUCAGCCCUGCAUCCCGACGACAAGCGAUUAAUACUUGAUUCCAUGGCAAUUGCUAAAUCGUCACACGAGAAAUAUUUCAUCGAGUUUCGCUCCAACCCCGUAUAUCAUGUGUCUUUCAUUUUGGACCCGAGAAGCAAAUCUCAUGGACUUUACAACUUGAUGAGUGCGUCGUAUGCCGUCAAAAACAUUCAAAAGUCCGAGAUGUUUAUCAUGAACUACCUCAAAGAAUAUGAAUCGUGCUGUCCAUCUCACCCAAGUAACGCAACACCGCAGCGAGAAUUGAAGGAAAAAGAUCGUUAUUUCGCCUUCACUCUAAAAAAUCGCGACGCCGACAAAAUUGACACGAGCGAUAACUCAAAUGAAAACUCCGUGGCACUUGAUGAGUGGAACAGCUAUUUGGCAGAACCUAGGCUAGCUCUAACAUCAAAAGAAGCUGCCGUUAAUUGGUGGUUUGAGCGGCGCUACAGAUUUCCGCGUCUAUUUAAACUGGCGAUGUGUUUAUUCUACACCAAGAUCUCCACUUGUGAUGUUGAGAGAACCUUUUCGUUGGCUGGGAGGGUGAUGCGAAAAGAUCGCAAAAAACUGCACGGCAAAGCCCUGACAACUUUGAUGACCCUUCGGGACAGGUUUGUGCAGUUUAAUUUCUAUAAAAAGAAUGUUGGGAAAGCAUCAUUCGAGGAUCAAGAUAUUGAAACCAACGAUAGUGAAUCUUCUGAUGAACUAGAAACGUAUUUGAAGAAGUUGACAUCAUACGAUCGUAACAUUGAUGAUAUUGGCAUUGAUGCUAAUGAUGGCGACAUCAGCGGUCAAAAGGACUCUCUCUCAUUAUUUGAUUCUGCUCCUGUAAAGGACGGAUUCCCAAAUUUUGACGAUAACGAUACUGUUAUAAGUGAAGAUGCAAGCAUUGAAGAAGUGGAUAUUAUUGAGGAGCAUGACCUCUAUAAAGAAACUUCUUUGCAUGACAAUUAUUCUAUGACAGAAGAUACGUUACGCGACAAGGCUACGAUUGUUACAGAAUAG
Lachancea mirantina is the source of this 2508-nucleotide messenger RNA. NCBI's taxonomy places the organism in Eukaryota, Fungi, Ascomycota, Saccharomycetes, Saccharomycetales, Saccharomycetaceae. The record is from the annotation of a GenBank genome assembly.